CUGGACCGAACAACAGCCACGCCAUGGCCAAGCUCGGAGAGGGCGACGACCGGUGGAUCGUCAAGGAGCGGGAGGACGGCCGCAAUGUGAACAACUGGCACUGGUCGGAGACGAGCUACACGGAGUGGGCACGCGAGAAGCUCGGCGCACGCUUCGAGGGCGUCGCCAUCGGCGACGGCACGCGCAGCGCCGGCAAGCUCCUCUCUCUCGAGACGAUGAAGGGAGAUGUGACUGUGCAGUCGCGCAAGCAGAAGCGCUUCCCUCUGUGCGCGGCACGGGUGGCGGGUCGGGCGCUGCUCGUCCAUAGCACCGACCGGCUCGCUCCGUCCCUUCUCCCAGGCGUGCCGGAGGACGAGCGCGAGCGCACCGAGCGCGGGUGGAAGGGGAUGCUGUUCGAGCCGAUGAAUGCGAUGCUGGGCGGGCGCGUCAUCGGCGCGUGACGACAUCGCUGGCGCCGCCCUGUUUCUUGAUACGCGCCUAUGCGCGCCGCGCGCCGGGUCCAGACCGGUGUGGGGUGCUCUACCUCACUCACUUUAGAACUAGCUCCGAGCGGCACACACAGUCACAGAGCGAAACUCUCUCUUGUACCGUGCUUGCGAGCACACCGACAUAGCACAUUAGAGUAACACACUAUAGUAAACGCUGAGAGCAGUUCAGUUAUGAAAAGAGAUAUUCUCGAGCGAUCUGUCAGAUGAUUGGGGACAGCACUUAUCUGUCCACACUCACGUGCGCGGCAAUGUCGAAUGUCGCGCGGGGGUCUCGCUCUCCUGUCUCCCCUCAUCAGUCAUCUCCAGGUAGCAGCAAGCAGGUUGGCUGCGCAGGUUGGCUGGGAUCGGUUUCGCUUCUCUCUGUAAUACAUACUUUAUCC
Molecule: messenger RNA, 868 nt
Organism: Emiliania huxleyi CCMP1516
Lineage: Eukaryota; Haptophyta; Isochrysidales; Noelaerhabdaceae
Exons: 3
Coding region: 24-440 (138 amino acids)
Biological process (GO): protein folding; positive regulation of ATP-dependent activity
Cellular component (GO): cytosol
Molecular function (GO): ATPase activator activity; protein-folding chaperone binding
Source: RefSeq, a predicted model, not a curated record